CACCUAGCGCCCUAACACAGCCUUCUCAUGAGCUCUGAAACACAGGAGCCCUAGCGCUCUAUGUCUCUAAAUCUGUAGCUUACUGCAAGCUUACCACGGGCACACAACACAGGCACCGUUCUGCAUCCAAACAAAGGGUCCUUUUCAAAAUAUAGUAUUCUUUUUUUUUUUUUUUGUCGUGAAGGGAAUAAUUACCAAUAAGAAUGACAGAACUAUAAAAUAAAUGAUUAAGAUGAGGAAGGAUUUAAAGGAAAGCAAGAACGAAAACAAAACAGGGGCAAAGUCUUUCAAAAUAUAUCUUAAAUCAUUUACUAAUUCAGCGUCGCCUUAAAGCAGAGAGCUGGGUCCUUGCAAUGCAGAUUUGGGUUUCUUGGGGCUUAAUACCGGUCUCAAGGAAGGAGUUUCCACCUGUAACGACCUUUUCAAGGCACUUCCGUGUUUGGGAAACAUUCUAUACCUGGCACAGGUGCGCAGGGCUCUCGAGACUGGCUGAGCACACAAACAAAACGAAGUUCCAUUGAAGUAAAAUUGCCAUUCGGGUAGUGUCUGUUCUGCGUUUCGUUUACUCAGAUAGGCUGCCGUAGCCUACCGCAAUGUCGUCUGAUUUGAACGACUCCGAUUUGAUACCUGUGUCCUUGCACGGGAAUGACGUUGAGCUCCUGGCGGCUGCGGCGGUAAGCGACGAGGAGAAGUCCGCUUGUCAUCCUGGAGAGGGCGAGAAAGCGCCAGCUGCUGCUGCUGCUGCCGCCGGUGGUGCUCUCCACGCACCGGGAGAUGACAAGACCCGGGGGAAACCAGACAGGAACCAGCCUCCAGAUCGCAGCGCGGACUGCAGCUCGGAUGUGAACGGCGACCGCAGCAUCGCACUGCCGCAGAAGGACGGUGCGCAGAAUUCGGAUAAGGAGGACACGGGUUCGGGUUCGGGUUCGGGGGAUCGGUGCGCGGAUCACGAAUCCGAGUUAGACUGGUUCUGCAGCACCGAAGACAGGCUGAUCUGCUCCCGCUGCGUGGUUACGGGCACCUGCAAAAGCCACACAGUCACACCUGUUUUGAAGAAAGCCGCUGACAUGAGGAACAAGCUUGUGGACGCGUGUGAGAAGCUGCAGUUGAAAGCGGCCGGGGUCGAGAGGUUCGUGGCGGAGACGCUGCCAGUGAAGAAGCAAGCGGCGCUGGCCGGUGCGGCAGAGGCGCGGGAGACGCUGGUCCAGCGCUUCAAUCUGAUCCGAGAGGCCUGUGAGAGCGAGGAGCAGCGCCUCCUAGAGGCGGUGCUCGAGGAGGAGGAGCGCACGCAGCAGGCCAUCCUGACCCAGCAGGCACACUGGGCCGAGUCUCUGAAGCACAUCUCCACAGCCCGGGGGCACCUGGUCCGAGUGCUGACUGAGAGGGACGACCUGCAGCUCGUGAAUUCUACCAAGGAGAUUUUGGAAAGGGUGGAGGAUGCGCACAGUAUCCUGGAGCCCCAGGACUCCAGGAAGAUGAAUUUUAACUCGAGUUGCGUUCAGAGUCCUCUGCUGCUGGGGAUGUGGGCGACGGCAGCACUGGUGUGCAGAGCAGCCCCUGCAGACCUGACCUUCAAUGACAGGACAGUCAGCCCCCUGCUGGGCCUCUCGGAGGACGGCCGGACGCUCCGCUUCCUUCCCAAGAGAGCGCGGCAGCCCUGCGAGUACAGCCCCGAGCGCUUCGACAGGUGGCCCAACGCGCUGGCAGGGCGCAGCUUCAGCACCGGCACGCACAGCUGGCUCGUGGGGGUGAAGGGCAGCAGCGCCUUCAAGCUGGGGGUGAGCUCUGGCCGAAUAGAGCGCAAGGGCCAGGGCAGCGAGGCGCGGCUGGGCUACAACCCUCACUCCUGGGUGCUCUCGCACUACGAAGGGGAUUACUCCUUCUCCCAUGCGGGGCGCCACCACUCCCUCUCCCUGCUGCGCCGCCCCGCCACGGUCGGGGUGCUGCUGGACUGCCAGGCCGGGCAGCUGCUCUUCUUUGAUCCCGAGUCCUGCAGCGUGCUGUACUCGCACCACGCCAGCUUCACUGAGCAGCUGUACCCAGCCUUCGCAGUGGCAGACAGCAGCAUCACUCUGCUCAGCCACUAGAGGGCUCCAGAAACACCCCCACAGACUGGACGGGGUCCGGCAGGCCGGGCCAGGUCUGUUAGUUUAUUGUAACUGUUUAUAGUUUUGAAUUGUUUGUAUUUGAUUUGACUCUUUUACUGUGGUGUUUGUUUGUUUGUUUGUUGUGUUUGCGAUGUGUUCCAAUACGUAAUGCAGGCCCUCUUUAGAGCCAUGUGAUUACAUGCAGGCUUUUUAUGCGUUAUGUUGCUGAUAUAAUUGUAUCCCCUCACUGUUAGUACAAAGUACUGUACACUGAUCAGACUGCACGAGAGCGUGUGAGUGUGUGAGUGUGAGUGUGUGUGAGUGAGUGUGUGUG
This is a messenger RNA of Polyodon spathula (Mississippi paddlefish), 2421 nucleotides long. It is a transcript of the gene bspry, whose product is annotated as B-box and SPRY domain containing. Lineage: Eukaryota; Metazoa; Chordata; Actinopteri; Acipenseriformes; Polyodontidae. Gene Ontology annotation, molecular function: zinc ion binding; protein binding. The transcript has 6 exons. The coding region runs from base 594 to 2087 and encodes 497 amino acids. The record is from RefSeq and is a predicted model, not a curated record.